Molecule: messenger RNA, 615 nt
Organism: Cylindrotheca closterium
Lineage: Eukaryota; Bacillariophyta; Bacillariophyceae; Bacillariales; Bacillariaceae
Source: the annotation of a GenBank genome assembly
AUGACUGCCCAAUCCUGUACUAGAACUGAAAGUGACAAGCUUCACAAGAAGCGAAAAAGUGUUGUCUUCAAGAAAGCAUCGGUUGGCUCACCACAAAAUAAUGCAUCCUGUUUGGUACAUGUCCAUUGGAUUCCUCCCAAUAGUGACGAAGACAUCCAAGCGAGAUGGCAUAGCAAGGAUGAAUACCAGGAAAUUAAGAAUUCACUAAAGAGUGUGGUUCGUGCGGCUUACAGCAAUGCCAAGGAGAACCUUGAAGUGGAUUGGGACCAUGAAGAUUACUGCAUUCGGGGGCUCGAGAUCAUCUCCCCGUAUACCGUCAAAGAACAACGCGAGCGCCGACAAAGACUACUCGCGGGUGUCUGGAACGCUCAAGUAAGGCAGUGGAACGAGCAGGACAGAAUCUAUGAUCCUGAAGCGAUCGCUUUGGCAUCUCGAAAGCAGACCAUGACCAGUGCUUGCAUUGCUCGAAGUUUUGCUGUGAGGGAUGAAUUGGCUGCCAGCAAGUACUAUGAAAGUAGGGCAACUGGCGGAGCCAAAGAAGAUAAUGCAGUCGACACCAAAGUGUCAUUGGAAGAACCAUCUUUCUCUGCCAUGGGGAAUGCGACUGCUGCAUGA